Molecule: messenger RNA, 800 nt
Organism: Schistosoma bovis
Lineage: Eukaryota; Metazoa; Platyhelminthes; Trematoda; Strigeidida; Schistosomatidae
Source: the annotation of a GenBank genome assembly
UAUCAUUAUUAUUAUUAUUAUUUUUGUGGACAAUAAAUUAUUAGUCAUGUUAACUAACCGUUAUUAUGAUUGGUCUAGCAAACAACCGGUUUUUAUUCACUUUCACUUAUUCCAUUGACUAUAGGCCAGAAGUGAUAUUGAACCAACCAAUUAUACAGAUAGUAUGAUCUAAAAAUAAGUUAUUGAGUUUCUUACUAUUAUAUUUAAUAAAUAGAUGAAAUUACAUGAGAAUAAAAUGAUUACAUUUUAAUUUUUAUUUCACAUUGCAAAACUAUCCGACUGAUAUUAAGAAUUUUGUGAGGAAAACCUUCCAAGUGAGCUCACAGAAAACUAAUCAUUUGUGCUGAAAUUUAACAAAUAUGGGUUUACAGCAAGAACCUAUGUUAUCAGGCAAAACUGACCAGAAUAAAGAAACACCAGUAGUUACAAGUCAACCAGUAAAUAUAAUUCCUUUACAAGACCAUCCAAUAACUUUGAAAUGUCCCAACUGUCAUGAAGAAAUUGUAACGAAGAUUAAAUAUCGUAAUGGUAUGCUAACUUAUGCAGCUUGUACAGGUUUAUGCAUACUUGGGUGCUUCUGUGGCUGUUGUCUCAUUCCAUUUUGUGUAAAAGCAUGUAAAGAUGUUGAUCACAAAUGUCCUGAAUGCAGUCAUCACAUUGGAACAUAUCGCACGUUACAAGAAAAAUAUAUGAAAUAAUGUUGAUUUGCAAAUAUGUUGUGAUAUAUACUUUUGUAUCAAAUUGGUCAAUGAGUAUGUUUCUUUGUUAAUUUUCUCUCACAAAUACAUUUAUCACGAAUA